This is a messenger RNA of Struthio camelus australis, 2678 nucleotides long. The record is from RefSeq and is a predicted model, not a curated record. Lineage: Eukaryota; Metazoa; Chordata; Aves; Struthioniformes; Struthionidae.
UGUUCUAUAAGAGUAGGAUUACUCACUGUAACCUUAAUUCAAAUAAGCUUUCUUCAAUGAAUAAAUCCUGAAGAUAGGGAAAAUAAUGAAUUUCUUAUUGCUUUUUCUUUUCUUUAAUGUCCACUGUAGGUAUUCUCGCAGUUGUUUGUGGGCUCCUAGUAUUGCUUUUACCAGAGACAAAGGGAAUAUCCUUACCAGAGACAGUGGAGGAUGCUGAACAGCUUUCAAGUCAUUAUGGUAAAUGUGGCAAGAGAAGGAAACACCGGGACACCAACUCUUAUAUUUGAAGGACAGCACUGAGCAAAGAACCUUGCUCCUGUACUGGGAAUUUGUUUUCCACGUGCUAAUACUUUAAAGUUGGCUGCAGAGUAUGGAUUAUACUCCAUGUUCUUCUUCUGGGCAUAAGAACUUUCAAAAUAAACAGUGUAUUUUUCUAUUAAUAUGAAAUAAACACAUAUUUUCUGAGUAUGAUGUUUGCAGGACAGGAAUGCUCUGUGAUUCUUGAUAAGAGCAGAACAGCAUAAAAAAGAUGCACUUUCCAGCUCAGUGAGCUCUUAUUUAUGUUGCUAGAUGUUUGAACUCUUUGUUUAUUAGCAUAUAGUUUUAGUAUAUACCUCUGAUGGGGACAGUUGGGGCUGAUUGUUCAAGAUUUUGAUGAUUUGGUGAAAAGUGGAUGGGUAUUUGAGCCCUUUCUUCUUUGCCCUCGAAAAACCUGGACAAACAGAAGAGCUGAUGGAUCAGGAAGAAGGAGGUUAAUCACGGAGGUGCUGAGGUGGUGUUGCUCAGGUCGGGAGGGAUAGGAAUUCAUAGCUGUGCCCUGAGAGACCCUCACAGCAAUCUUGCCCUCUCCCUCAGCAACCUUCUGCAACAAAAGCUUUCCAUAGCUCCCUGUUCAAGGGCUUUCUAAAAUGUGGUAGCGUUCCACGUCCUCUCCUUGCCUGGGCUUUAUGUAGGUUUCCUACAUUAGCUCUGAGAGUCAUGUUAUCCCACUGGCCAUCAGUCCUUCCUCCCAUUCCCAGGGUUUGUACGUUACCCCAUUCCCCUCUCCCCAGGCUGAGGUCCCCCAGUCUUUCCUAGGGGAAGAGCUUCUCUCUGCUCUCCCUUGUCGGAUGCCCUUUUCUAACCCUCUUGAAAGAGAGACAUAUGCUAAUUUUUCCACUCUAAAAUAUUCUCUCUGCUCAUCCCUACAAACCAGUUCCCUCACCCUGACUCCCUCCUCUAUGAUGAUCACCCUGCAAAUUCUCUCUUCUCCCUGUUAUUACUUAUCAUCUUUGCACCUUAGAGAUAAGUUGUUUGGAAUGUUGGCUGGUCAAGCUUUCUUGGGAAGAUGAGCAGGGCUGAGAGCUUUGGUGCAGGGAAGUGUUAGUUGGACCCAGCUGUCUGACAGUUGAAUGACAGCAGAAGUGUUUGGAUCUGUGCAUCUGCAAUUAGAUAGCAGGGGCGCACAGUCUUCCCUUUCAGCUGUACGAAUUCCUUCACCAGAUGUUGGAUCCUGGCCACAGAAAGAGAGUGCAUUCUGUGAAAUGAAGGAAUUGAGAAGAUGUGGUAUUCAAAUGCUAUCCUGCUACCAAUGGAGAAUCAAGUAAAAAAAAAAAAGUCAUUGAGCUAUUGUAAAGGGAUUUAUAAGCUCAGAGAAUAACACAUUUGCUGUAGGACCGAGUUUUGAAAUUCAUACCACAAAUGAGUAAAGCUAACUUUAUGAUCUGAAUGCAGCUGAAUGCAUUCAGCUGCUUAAUGACCACUGCUCCAGUCGAACUAUCAUAAGAGUGCACAGUUUCCUGUGCAAGGGGAUUUCCUACAGUACAGGGGAUUUUUCUCACUGCAGCAUGGUGAGGAGUACGCUAUGCGUCUCAACAGCUCCCCGCUCUCCUCACCUUCUCCCGACAGCUGCCCACACCACCAGCCCUGCUGGAGGAAAACAGCACCUUUGUUAGGAAAGUAACGCUUGCAUACUUUGAACAGUUGGAAGUACAGGGCCUCUUUCAAGACUGUUUCUAAUUUACUCUGAGGAUACGAUGCUCACGAUAGGAUACUUCGGAUGAGGUACUUAGGAUGGGAUAGGAUGCUUAGGAAAAGUGACGGGUGACUGCAAGGAAUGAAACUAAAUGAGCCUCUCUAAAUAUAUCUGGCUAAUUGGUGUUAUCUAGAAUAUGAUCUGAAUGUGGAACUACCACUGGAGGGAGAAAACUAUUCCUACGCCAACAUGGUCUUCUGCAGACCACUGUGAAUGCCUUCUGGGCCAGCUCUGAACUGGAAGCCCUGGUGUUGCAUUAGCUUUGCGCUGGCCUGAGUAAAUCUCCAGUCUUUAAGAGGUGGGUAGGAGCUCAGCUCUGCCUGCCUUGCACCUAGCCAGCAGGAUGGGGACUUGCCCUUGUCAGGCAGGCACAGCCCUCAGAGAGCCUCACUGUUCCCUUUAAUGCUUCUUCUUUGUGAAUUUUAAUUUAAAAACUGAAGCAGUCUGGGAAGGACUGUGGAAAUCAUGUAAUGCUCUGGCUUGCCAAAAAAAUGUCAAUAUUGUUUGCCAGCUGUUGCAGUUUGCUGAUGACUGAAUUGUGCUUGAGACGUCAGAGACAUGAAUGCUUGCUUCUGGCCUUUCAGACUGUGAUUUAUUUGGAAUAGCAUUGUUGUUAUACAGAACCAAAUAUGAGCAAUAGAUUUUAGUAUGUAAAAUGGCUAGG